Closterium sp. Naga37s-1 is the source of this 600-nucleotide messenger RNA. The record is from the annotation of a GenBank genome assembly. NCBI's taxonomy places the organism in Eukaryota, Viridiplantae, Streptophyta, Zygnematophyceae, Desmidiales, Closteriaceae.
AUGGCGGCGCGACUCGGAGGCGGCUUGCUCCUCGUAGCAGUCAUGUGCGUGGCGGCGGCGUGCGUUCCGACGAGCUGCGCGCAGCCUCCUCCGCCGACGAAGGCGCAGCUGCGCGCGGAGCUGCAGAGCAUGGCGAAGAGCAUCGUGAAGCGGUACCCGCAGUACUCGCGAUACGCGCAGGACGCCACCAAAUACAUCAACUUCGCACUGAACUCCAAGUACGAUCUGUCGGCGCUGCGAGACGCGUCCAUCCUCAUCCCCAACAACGUGCAGGCAGAAGCCCUCGCUAAGAGAAUCCCCGCUAAGAGCAGCAGCAUCCCCACACUGUACAACAUCACAGCGUUCCACAUCCUGCGCCGCCGAAUGACCCUCCCGCAGAUGAGGCAGGUGAAGCUGCGGACGGCGAUAGGCACGCAGCUGAGACAGCCGCUCUUCAAGAUGACGCCGAUGGGGAACAACAGUGCUGUGUCGUUUGCUAGAGGGCCGUACUUGAAGGCAGACCAGUGGACCACUAUUCGCAUCCCGGGCCUGUAUGUGGGGCGAUGGUUCAUUGCCCAUGGGGUGGAUCGGGUGAUCAUCCCCACUUAUACCAAGAUCUGA